AUGGCUAUUAAGUUACUUUGCUUGGCCUUUGCACUCUUCUGUGCUGCUUCAGCAGCACCAGAGAGUCGUAUCGUAGGCGGUACGCCGACAACAAUUGAGGAUUUCCCGUAUAUUGUUGCCAUCGUGUACCACUACCCUAGACCAAAUAUCCACAUCCAACGAUGCGUCGGAUCUCUUGUCUCAUCGUGGCACGUCUUGACAACCGCCUUCUGUUUCACAGGGGCUGAUGUGAACAACAUGCUCAUACGAGCUGGAUCGACAAAUAGCAUGAGUGGUGGUGUCGAAUCCCGUAUUGCGGAAGUGAUUAAGCAUCCCAACUAUGUAGAAACGCCACGAUCAGCUGACAUCGCUGUCGUUCGCGUAACAGAACCCUUUAGAAUUAGCGACUCUAUCAACGUCUUAUUCAUCCCUCCCCCUGGUACCUUUCUACCUGAUGGUAUGCUCACUAAGGUUGUGAGCUGGGGCUUUGAAAGUGAAUCCGGUCCUCAACUAGAAACUUUGAAGACAGUUAAUCUAAUCAAACUGCCUUUUGCUGAUUGUCAGAAGAUUUUCGAAGGCGCCCAAAAUGUAACCAUCGAUGAAGCCAUGCUUUGCGCGAGUGCACCAGGAAAAGGCAUUUGCAGGGGCGACUCCGGCGCACCGAUGGUCCACAACAGCGUCCUUAUUGGACUGUCUUCGUUUUUCAAGGUCUGUGACAGCGACGAUUACCCCGAUGUCUUCACUAGAAUCGAUUCUUAUACCGAUUGGAUCAUGGACGCCGCUAGUGAUAGCCGAUCUGUUUCUCCGAUUAGAGUAGCUAAUUUU
Brenthis ino (lesser marbled fritillary) is the source of this 804-nucleotide messenger RNA. Lineage: Eukaryota; Metazoa; Arthropoda; Insecta; Lepidoptera; Nymphalidae. The record is from the annotation of a GenBank genome assembly.